Oreochromis niloticus (Nile tilapia) is the source of this 2465-nucleotide messenger RNA. RefSeq lists its product as uncharacterized. The record is from RefSeq and is a predicted model, not a curated record. Gene Ontology annotation, cellular component: external side of plasma membrane. Lineage: Eukaryota; Metazoa; Chordata; Actinopteri; Cichliformes; Cichlidae. Gene Ontology annotation, molecular function: transmembrane signaling receptor activity. Gene Ontology annotation, biological process: immune response; cell surface receptor signaling pathway. The coding region runs from base 46 to 2133 and encodes 695 amino acids. The transcript has 13 exons.
AGCUGGCUGCUUGUUAGCCUGCAGAUAUGCUGUGCGUUGGCUUAGAUGCCUUUUAAAACAUUUCUGCCUUGGAGAGUUAUUGCUUAUUUUUUUCAUGAAAUCAAAGCACAAGCCAGGGUUCCACCUGAACUGACCGUGAAUCCACCUCUGAUCACAGAGAUGGACUCAGUCAUACUGAGCUGUCAGACUCCAUCAUCUGUUUCUGUGCCUCAGUGUGAUUUUUAUAUUGCAAGCCAGAAACUGUCCAAAGGUUCCUCCUGUGUGCAGACACUGACAGCGACUGAGCUGCUGAAGAUCACACAUAAGAGUGUACCUGCUGAGGUUGAAGUGAGAUGUUCUUACACUGUACAGGUUUAUAGUCAUAAACAUACAUCUCCUGACAGCCAGCCAUCCACCAUCAUCAUAAACAAUCUUCGUCCACCUAAACUGACAGUGAGCCCGCUGAUGAUCACAGAGACAGACUCAGUCACAGUGAACUGUCAGGCUGUUUCUGUGUCUUGGUGUUAUUUCAUCAUUACAGGCGAUAAAACAGCCAAAUCAGGUCCUUGUUUGUGGACUCUAACAGGAGCUGAAUUUCUGUCAUGGACACGUAAAAGUUUACCUGUUACAGUUGAAAUGACCUGUUAUUACAUUUUUAAAUAUAAAUCUCCAGUGAGCAACAUGUCAGCAAUCACCAUACAAACUCCUCGGCCUGAACUGACAGUGAAUCCACGGAUGAUCAUACAGCCAUACUCAGUCACAGUGAACUGUCAGACUCCAUCAUCUGUUUCUGUGACUCAGUGUUUUUUGUACUUUAUGAGAAGAAGAAAAUCUACGUUCAUCUCCUGUCAGCAGACACUGACAGGAACUGAGCUCCUCUCUAUGGCACAGCAGAGUUCACCUGCUGAGGUGGAAGUCACAUGUUUUUACAUGUCUCAGCAUAAAGGAGGACAAUACCAGUCUCCUCACAGUAACAUAUAUUCCAUCAGCAUACAAACUCCUCGGCCUGAACUGACAGUGAAUCCGCAGAUGAUCAUAGAAACAGACUCAGUCACAGUGAACUGUCAGACUCCAUCAUCUGUUCCUGUGACUCAGUGUUUUUUGUACUUUGUGAGAGGAAGAAACUCUACAUCCAUCUCCUGUCAGCAGACACUGACAGGAACUGAGCUCCUCUUUAUGGCACAGCAGAGUUCACCUGCUGAGGUUGAAGUCACAUGUUUUUACAUGUCUCAGCAUAAAGGAGGACAAUAUCAGUCUCCUCAUGGCAACAUAUAUUUCAUCAGUAUACAAAAUCCUCGACCUGAACUGACAGUGAAUCCAUGGACGAUCACAGAGACAGACUCAGUCACAGUGAACUGUCAGACUCCAUCAUCUGUUUCUGUGACUCAGUGUUUUUUGUACUUUAUGAGAAGAAGAAAUUCUACGUCCAUCUCCUGUCAGCAGACACUCACAGGAACUGAGCUCCUCUUUAUGGCACAGCAGAGUUCUGCUGAGGUGGAAGUGACAUGUUUUUACAUGUCACAGCAUAAAGGAGGACAAUACCAGUCUCCUCACAGUAACAUAUCUUUCAUUAACAUACAAACUGAAAACAACACUUUGACCUCUGCUCCUCCUCCUUACAUCAACUUCACAAGUGACACAAUCACAAGAAACCCAACUAUUGUACCUUUUGCUCGUAAAAUUCUACCUAUAGUUGCAACUGGUUUUGGUGUAACUGUGGGCAUCAUCUCACUGACAGUGGCUCUUGUUUUUGCGAAAAGAAGAAGUGGUGACUUUUCAAACACAAAAAAAACUGACCAAGAAGGAUCGUUACCUCGAAAUGAUAAUGAAGCCUUCAAUAUGAUCAGUUUAGUUCCUGGUGAGGACCCACCAAAAGAGUCCAGAUCUGUGUUACUUGCUGGGUCUGAUCAACUGAGCAGAGAAGAGUCUCAAACUGAGAAUUCUUCUGUAUGCCACGUGUACUCCACCAUCCCUGAGGAGCCGGAUGAAAGAUCUUUGAGGAAGGUGGAUGUGGUAUACAGCACUCUACAGUACUCCACCAACCCUGAGAAGCCAGAUAAGAGAUCUUCGAGGAAAACGGAUGUGGUAUACAGCACUCUACAGCUACACGGAAACAAAUUAAAAAGUACUGUAUUGGCAAAGAACAGAAGAUAAGACUAAAUGGCCAUUACACACUCAAGCAAUAUCCAUAAGGCAGGAAGGUAUUUUUCUUCCUUUUCUUUUUCUUUUUUGUAGGAGUCUCACCUGGAUAACAUUUUUAUGUUGCAUGAAACAUAAUAAUUUCCAAAACAUUAACAGAAUUAUUAAACCUGAUUUAACAUUUUGUAAGUGCUUACUUUCUGAUGUCAGUUCAGAUCUUUGUAUUACCAAUGCACUGAGUAUUAUUCAAGCAGCAUUUGUGUUUUCUACAAAAUAUGUUCUGUAGAACAUUAUGAAGGUUAUUACAUGCUGUAAUUAUCACUGUGCCUCACAAGGGCAGUGCCAGC